AUGCCAUCCAACGGAUCAUGGAGCUGCUCCGGAGCUCCCGCUAAUUGCACCUCUGCAAGCUUCUCAGUCGUCCCUCACCGUGUUGCUCUGAGCCUUGAGCAUAUAGAAAUUGGCAAUCAACCAGCUCCACCACAAUUAUGUGCCCAGCCACCGACUAUCGCCAGAGACUUGUCCACGGCUGGCGUCACCAGCCAGGAAACCAACCCGACAUUUCGAGCGUCGAACACACCGCCUCCCAUACCGUUUUCAACGCGCCCUUCAGAGUAUGAACCGAGUCAAAUAGUUCACCAGACACGGGUAACCCAAGAGCAGUCACAGCAAAGCCAUUACUAUUCGUCUUUUGCUGCGGAGGAGGUUCACCAACUUCAUUGUGCGCCUGAGCAUGAAGCUCUGUCACGUACACAAGCAACCCACUCGCCCUUCCAGCCAGAAGGAAGGGUUGAGCACGAGUCCUACUUUGCGCCAAUUCCAAGACUAAUGCCAGGAAAUUACGCAAACCUGUCGCCGAGGCCCGAGCACGAGUCUGACUUCUCACCACUGCCGCGACUCUCUCAUUCCCAAGAGAUGAUUUCGAGAACGGAGCAAGCACCGUGUCUCGAGUCUCCCACCCCACCAGCGCAACAGACCCAACCAUCAUUGGAUUCAAGAGCUGAAAACGAAGCCUCCUUUGCGCCGAUGCCACGCCCGCCUAUUCAGUCCCCAGCCUCGCAUGACCAAGACCUUCAGCAGCAAGCAGAUCAACCUCCAUGCGAUUCCAUGGCCUCAUUGUCUUCACGGAUAACAAACCUCAGUGUCGAGGACAGCACCCGCAACCUUGUAACAGAGGGCAGGACACCCACUACGCAGUACGAUGCACCGAGACCACCGCCUGCCUGUAGGUCCGCUGGACCGGAUUGGGAGACUCUUCCUUGCUGUCCAGAAGAUAGGAUCAUAACAUACUCGCUUGACUGGUAUCGCCUCCCUGAUGUCCCGGAGUACAUCGUUUGCACCAAGUGCUACUCCGAUCACAUCGCAAGCACUCAUUUUGCCCAGCGCUUUGAAAGAUACCGUGAGGAAGAAGGUUCCAUCUCAGCAUGCUCCUUCUGGUCUCCUCGUCUUCGGGAGGUUCUGUGGCCACAAGCUGUUCAAAGCAAUGAUCUCACCGCCAUGAAGGAGGUCUUGCAACAUAACCUGACUGUCCCUCCAUGCAAGGGUCUUGCUUGGACGACUGGAGGGGAUAGUGUUAGAUACUACACGAUGGCCAAUAGUGACAUCGAAGGCUUCAUUACAUGCGAGGCUUGUUACGAGGACUACAUCGCCGGAACGCAGUUCGAGCACCGUUUCUCCCUGCUGCAACAACAGCAAGGCAACGACGAAAAGUGGAGAUGUGAUACUGCUCUACCUUAUAUCAAAGGGGCUAUUGUUAAGAUGUCCAAGAACAACGACUGGUCGGGCUUCGUUGAAAGGGCCAGGGUCCGCCUCGCGGCGCCGACUUGCGAGGGAACAUUGACUCAGUCCAAUCGCUGCAAUUGGUACCGCCCCCGCCGGACAAUCGAAGGGAUGCAUAUUUGCGAGGCAUGCUACCUCGACCAAGUGGCGCUCACCCAAUUUGCCGACAAAUUUGAGCGUCAUAUGCCGAGACAGGGCUUCGAUGGCUUCAUGGACUCUUUGAGCGAGAUGUGGAAAUGCACGUUCCGAGAGGAGAACAGAGGCAUGGCCUCUGCUCUUGAGGCAGCCAUCUAUCAGCGCAACUAUGACGUAUUUUGGAAUGCCGCCAAUACCAUCAUUCACAUGGUGCCUUGCACCAAACAUGGCAUCAUCCGCGGAGACUGGUGGACUGUGGCCGGUGGGUGUGAUGGCGUCAGUGUGUGCAAGUCGUGCUACCAUGGUAUCUUGGAGACGUCGGACCUCGGGCGAUUCUUUGAGCCAGCUGAACGCGACCCCACGAUCGACAUCGUGUGCAGCUUUUGCCCAGAGAGCCCACGCUUUGGUGAGUUUGUCAACAAGCUAGCCGAGUCUCUCGACAAAGGCGUAUUCAGCUACUAUACGGACUAUGUCAAGAUAUGGGCUGGGGUACCCUCCUGUCCCGGGAUUAAGAGCUUAGCCAAGGCCAUCUGGUGGGGAUACCCGGAAGCUCUAUUUUGCCAGGAAUGUUUUCUUCGUUUUGUUUCUGGCACUUCACUUGCAAGUUCACUUCCCAUCAAGGGCGCAUUCGAUGAGCGGACGAUGAUCUGCCAGAUAUGGUCACCCCGAAUGCGCAAGAUGUGGCUAGAAGUCUGCGCCGCGGGACCUCCUGGGUCGGCCGAGUCGGACAAACAGUUGCAAGACUUCAGGGCUUUCGGAACAAGGCGACUGGAGGUCUACUGCGCCACAGUGCCACGGAUAGAGAUGAUUGAGGGGAUGAGGACGAUUCAGAUGCAACAGGCCAUGCACCAAGGUCUUUUGAGUGUGAUGUACAGGGGCAUGAACAGCACGGCGGUCCUGUCAGACACGACGGAUGGCUACUGGCACGGUAACAGUUCGGUUGGAUGGUACGAGACGGAGCAUGGGGUUACGGCUGCGGAUAUGAUGAACAUGCGGACCGGGAUGGCAAAUGCGAAUAGUAUGGGGGGCUGGAUGGAGGUUGCACAGCUGAGGACCAUGUGGACAGAAGUGGAGUGA
This is a messenger RNA of Thyridium curvatum, 2640 nucleotides long. RefSeq lists its product as uncharacterized. The transcript has a single exon. The record is from RefSeq and is a predicted model, not a curated record. NCBI's taxonomy places the organism in Eukaryota, Fungi, Ascomycota, Sordariomycetes, Thyridiales, Thyridiaceae. Bases 1 to 2640 code for a protein of 879 amino acids.